Messenger RNA from Ziziphus jujuba (common jujube), 3772 nucleotides. RefSeq names its product pentatricopeptide repeat-containing protein At1g02060, chloroplastic. The transcript has 4 exons. Bases 31 to 3498 code for a protein of 1155 amino acids. NCBI's taxonomy places the organism in Eukaryota, Viridiplantae, Streptophyta, Magnoliopsida, Rosales, Rhamnaceae. Gene Ontology annotation, molecular function: acyltransferase activity, transferring groups other than amino-acyl groups; protein binding. The record is from RefSeq and is a predicted model, not a curated record. Gene Ontology annotation, biological process: polyketide biosynthetic process.
AAACUACAAAUUAUCAAAGUGAAUCAAUUGAUGGCCGCCAAUCCUGUUUCUCAGAGUCGAUCGUUUACAAAUUUUGGAUGGCAACUUUUCAGUUUCAUCUUCGAGUUCAAGUCUCGACCUCGUCCAGCUUUCAGGUGCUAUUCUUCUCAACAAAGCAAGAACUUUUGCUUUAAUGAAGAACUGGUUGACAAUGUAGAACCCAAAUCAUCAACCAAAACCAAGAGGGCUAAAGCCAUGGCGAGGCUUAUCAACUCCAAGCCCUGGUCAAAUGACCUCGAGUCUUCACUUUCUACACUCUCUCCCUCUCUCUCUAAGACAACCGUGCUCCAAACUCUGCACCUUAUCGCAGCCCCAGCUAAAGCCCUUCAAUUCUUCAAGUGGGUACAAGAAAUGGGAUUUUCUCACAAUGAUCAAUCUUACUUCUUGAUGCUUGAAAUCUUGGGUCGCACUCGAAAUCUGAAUGCGGCCCGAAAUUUGUUGUUUUCAUUAGAAAAAAAGUCUGACGGGGUAGUUAAGCUUGAGGACCGCUUCUUUAAUAGCUUGAUUAGGAAUUACGGUCGAGCCGGGUUGUUCCAAGAGUCUUUAAAGGUUUUUGCGACAAUGAAGUCGCUUGGUGUUUCGCCUUCUGUUAUUACAUUCAAUAGUCUUUUGUCAAUUUUGCUCAAACGUGGUCGGACCAACAUGGCCAGGAAUCUGUAUGAUGAAAUGCUUAGUACAUAUGGAGUUACACCGGAUACAUACACUUUCAAUAUUUUGAUAAGAGGGUUUUGUAUGAACUCCAUGGUUGAUGAAGGUUUCCGGUUCUUCCAAGAAAUUUCCAGAUUUAAAUGUGAGCCUGAUGUUAUCACGUAUAAUACAAUUGUUGAUGGGUUGUGUAGGGCGGGGAAGGUUGACAUUGCACGAAAUGUGGUGAAGGGUAUGAGCAACAAAAGUCGAGAUUUGAACCCAAAUGUUGUAACUUAUACGACCUUGAUUAGAGGGUUUUGUAUGAAGCAAGAGAUUGAUGAUGCUUUGUCUGUUUUAGAGGAGAUGAUUAGCCGAGGGUUAAAACCGAAUAGAAUUACCUACAAUACCUUAAUAAAGGGGCUCUGUGAAGCACAAAGAUUUGAUAAGAUAAAAGAGAUUUUGGAGGGAACAGUGACACAUGGGGGAUUUACUCCUGAUACAUGUACAUUCAACACAUUGAUGCAUGCGCACUGCAAUUCAGGAAACUUGGAUGAAGCAUUGAAGGUUUUUGCGAAGAUGUCUGAGUUACAGGUCCAACCGGAUUCAGCUACAUACAGUGUUUUGAUACGCAGUUUAUGCCAACAAGGAGAUUAUGAUAGAGCAGAGAAACUUUCUGAUGAGUUAGCAGAGAAGGAAAUCUUGUUGAAUGAUGCUGGUUGUCGUCCACUUGUUGCUGCUUAUAAUCCCAUGUUUGAGUAUUUAUGUAGAAAUGGGAAAACUAGGAAGGCUGAGGGAGUUUUUAGACAACUAAUGAAAAGAGGAACUCAAGACCCUCCAUCUUUUAAGACUAUGAUCAUGGGGCACUGCAAGGAAGGGACAUUUGAAGCUGGCUAUGAACUUUUGGUAUUGAUGUUCAGAAGAGAUUUUGUGCCCGAUGCUGAGAUCUAUGAGUCCCUGAUUGAUGGUCUCUUGCAGAAGGGAAAACCUCUCCUUGCCCAGCAGACUCUAGAGAAGAUGCUAAAGAGCUCCCAUCUCCCUAGGACGUCUACAUUCCAUUCUAUACUUGCAGCACUUCUGGAAAAAGGAUUUGCCCCUGAAUCUGCUGGUUUUGUUACUCUAAUGUUGGAGAGAAAAAUUAGACAAAACAUUGAUUUCUCAACACAUGUUACAAAGCUACUUUUCGGUAGUGGUCUACGAGAUAGAGCAUUUGAGCUUUUAGGGAUGCUUUAUGAGAAUGGAUAUUCAGUUAAAAUAGAAGAAUUGGUUAGUUUCCUUUGCCAGAAAAGAAAGCUUUCAGAGGCUUGUAAACUGUUGCAAUUUAGUUUGCAGAAGCAGCAAGAUGUUGAUGUUGACUUAUUUAAUACAGUUAUCAUUGGCCUCACUGAAAUCAAAAAACUUUCAGAAGCAUUUGGUUUGUACUAUGAAUUGGUGGAAAAAGGUGUCCAUCAGCAGUUGGCCUGCUUGGAUGAUUUAAAAACCGCCUUAGAGGUUGCAGGACGAUCAGAUGAAGUUGAGUUUGUAUCCAAAAGGAUGCCGAGACCACAAAACCUUGAUGAAUCUGCUCCAAAAUAUAGAGCUGGAAAGUCGAGGCUUCAAAUACUUCUCAUCAUACCCCAAAAAAGAAAAAAAAGAAAAAAAAACACUUCCUUACUAAAACGUCCAAGAAUGUCGAAAGUUGAAGUUAAUGGAGCUGCUAAGCAAUCUCCUGAAAGAACCAGGCGCAUUCCCACACCAGGGAAAGCAACAGUUCUCGCAAUGGGCAAGGCCUUCCCUAGUCAGCUCAUUCCUCAGGAAUGCUUAGUCGAAGGCUACAUUCGAGACACAAAAUGUGUAGACAUCUCCAUCAAGGAGAAAUUGGAGCGUCUGUGCAAAACUACAACUGUGAAGACCAGGUACACAGUCAUGUCCAAGGAGAUCCUAGACAAAUACCCAGAACUGGCAACAGAGGGGUCACCAACAAUCAAACAGAGGCUUGAGAUUGCCAACCCUGCAGUUGUGGAAAUGGCCCUGGAAGCCAGUCUUGCUUGCAUCAAGGAAUGGGGAAGGCCAACUGACAAUAUCACUCAUAUCGUGUAUGUAACUUCGAGCGAGAUUCGACUGCCUGGAGGUGACCUUUAUCUCGCCAGCCAGCUCGGCUUGAGGAACGAUGUUGGCCGUGUUAUGCUCUACUUCCUGGGCUGUUAUGGCGGUGUCACCGGCCUCCGAGUGGCUAAGGACAUAGCCGAGAACAAUCCAGGAAGCCGGGUUUUGUUAACUACUUCUGAAACCACAAUACUUGGUUUUCGUCCCCCAAACAAGGCACGCCCUUAUGAUCUUGUUGGGGCUGCACUCUUUGGUGACGGAGCGGCUGCUGUGAUCAUCGGAACCAACCCGAUAAUGGGCCAAGAGUCUCCUUUCAUGGAACUCAACUAUGCUGUCCAACAGUUCUUGCCCAACACACACAAUGUGAUAGAUGGCAGGCUUUCUGAGGAAGGCAUAAAUUUCAAACUUGGGAGAGACCUCCCUCAGAAGAUUGAAGAAAACAUUGAGGAAUUCUGCAAGAAGCUCAUGGGAAAGGCCAAUCUGAAGGAGUUCAAUGAGUUAUUUUGGGCUGUUCAUCCUGGUGGACCAGCAAUUCUUAACAGGCUAGAGGCAACUCUCAAACUAAGCAGUGAGAAGUUGGAGUGCAGUAGAAGAGCACUGAUGGACUAUGGAAAUGUUAGCAGCAAUACCAUUUUCUAUGUUAUGGAGAAUAUGAGGGAGGAAUUGAAGAGAGGGGGGGAAGAAUGGGGCCUCGCUUUAGCCUUCGGACCUGGAAUCACCUUUGAAGGCAUUCUUAUUCGUAGUCUGUGAGCUUCACUAUAAGAUUGUCUAAAGCUUUUAAAUACUCUUGCAACAUCUAAAUUUGGUUCACCUUAAGGAAAUGGUACUCUUUAAAGAUCGAUUAUACAUGUUUAGGGUGACACUUUAAUUUUUUUUUUUUUUUUUUUAGUUAAUGAAGAAGGUGAUGAAGCUAAAUUCCCAAGUUGGUCUUCGAAUGUGUUUUGCGUAUCUGUCACAUGGAAAGAGAAAGAAAUUUGUCAUGACUUUAGUUUAAUUUUCAUAUCACCAUCUUUUCUUCCACCAA